Molecule: messenger RNA, 3670 nt
Organism: Venturia canescens
Lineage: Eukaryota; Metazoa; Arthropoda; Insecta; Hymenoptera; Ichneumonidae
Exons: 4
Coding region: 856-3135 (759 amino acids)
Source: RefSeq, a predicted model, not a curated record
CGUUUUCCGUCCCAAGACGUUACUCCUUCCCUUUGUCAUACUAAUUUAAAGAUUUUUUUAUAAUGAAAAAUACCAAUCAUUAUUUGGAAAUAAAGUUUUUCGUACAUAAAAAUGUUCCGAAGAGAGUUAGUUGAGAAUCUACUUGCCGUUUUGGAGGACCCUCAUUUCUGUAUUGUAGGGUAGGAGCGCUAAAUGGGCGGUCCCAGCGACUGUCUCUCUCGACCAACUUGAUGUGCGUCUAGUAUGCCCACAUUUCAUAUAUCAGUGAAAAUAUACCUGGAUGGAACUGAACGUGAACUUCUUGAGGACAGCCAAUAAAAGAAACGAAGGGGCAGAUAUGAAUAGAGUAGAAAAGGAAGGGAGACGAAAGCAGUGUACGAAUCCGAGUACGAAAACAUGCAAGAUUGAAAAGAGAAAGGCCAUUAUAUUUGAGGGUUACGUACUGCAAGUGCACGGCCCCGAUCCCCAGAACAUUUUCGGCACUCGCACUGUUCGUUACGAUUCGAUCGGAUCUUCUCGGGAACGAGGACAACGACGCAGGGACCACUGGAGGGAACUCAUUCUGUACCCAACUUCGUGUAUUCAAUACGGUCGUUCAACAAAAGAAAAUAACAUAAACGUGGAAAAUUCUAGAACAGUUUUUCUCUAGACGGGAUUUUCUAGUGCUCUUGCCAAAAGAUAAGAACUUUGUAACCGGGUCGGACGUGCCAUCAACGGCGAGAAUAAGCGAGCGUAAUAAGGAGUUUCCUCUACAUUUAGUUGGAAAGGAAUCGAAAGGAAGAUAAGAAGGUUGCUCACCCGAGGGAAUACAUUUGAUGUCCAUUGGAGCUUCAAUAACAAUUGAAUUUUACAAAAAUGGAACAGAGCGAAGAUUCAUACUUUUAUUCUAACGUGUGUCACGUCUGUCGAGUUUAUGGCAAAGAUAUCAAGUUGAAAAGAUGCGCCAACUGCACACAAAUAGCUUAUUGUAGUCGCGAGCAUCAAAAACAGCAUUGGCCACAGCACAAAGAGUUCUGUCAAGCUCUUGGCAAGUUGCAGAAACCUCUUGUUGGUUUCCCCCAAAUUAACUUUCCUGAAGUCAACCGAGUAUUUUGGAUAACGCAAAGAUUUUAUUUGUCACAAUUGAUAAAAGCAAGUUUACGUCGAGAGCUCUCGCCUGCUGAAACUGAUAUUUUGAUGUUUCCAAGAUGUUGCAAAAUAUGUCAUGAAAUGGAUUUCUCGAAGUUACGCGACUGUUCGGAAUGUCCUGAUACUACUUUUUGCAUCAAACAUCCAAAGGAUAGUGAACACGCGAGUGACUGUGAAAAAUCAAAACUCCGAUUUGAUUACCGUAAUGUGACUCGUGAUAUGCACCCUGGUUGGGUCAGAACGAUUCCACUGAACUACGGUGCGAGUAUACCAAAAAAUAUAAACGAAGCAACGGAAUUUAUUUUAUCGCACUUCACGCAGAACGAGAUUGGUAAAUUAGGAAGAAUUUGGAGCGCUAUGACCACUGAAUUAUUGACCAGAGUUUACACUUUUUUGUUCGCCAUCCAAAAGUUGCCUCGACCAAAAUCGCGCAGACUAAGAAUUCAUGUGAUCGGUGGAGACAAGUGGGAAGUGAGUGCUGUCAUUUGGUGGCAAUAUCUAUUCCAUCACGAUGAAUCUCUCAAGGAGCUUGAGAUUGUUAUAAUCAGUCCGCUACUCCCAGACCGUUCAAUAAACGGAGGACUCUGCGACAAAUGCAAGAAAAGCAAUCGCAAAGUUAACGUUAAGGUGAAAAGAGGCUUGUACGCUGAAUUCGCAGCAAGCAGUCAUUUCACAAAGCCUGAUUUUGUUGUUGCAUUCAAUUUCGAUAUCCGCGACUUUGCUGCUUACAACCCAAAUACGUGGUCGUCGAGCAUCGAAGCGGUGGCUGAAAUUGGUUGUCCUUUUCUUAUGACUGCACUUGAUGCUGAAAUAUCAAACGAAAACCGAAAUAAAAUUAAUGAGAUUCUUGAGAAAUAUGUCAAAACUUUUUGGGCCGGAGACAAUCCAUAUCCUGGUGGAAUACCUCACAGAGGCCAUCAACCGCAUGAUCUCUGUUGUAGUAAUCAGUAUCUGGUAAUCUACGAAACAUUGACUCAAAAAAAAACCAUAUCCAGGAAGCUUGAAAGAAAAGUGGCCAAAAACAAGGAAAAUGAUAAUCCAUCGCUUAGAUACUGUUCUAGGCCGUUACCUUUCCUUCACCGAGAAAUGAUAGCGUAUCGAAGAUCCUGUGAAAUUUGUCAUGAGAUGGAUCCACAAAAAUUGUACGAUUGCAAGGAGUGUCCAGGUGCCAGUUUUUGCAUUGAGCAUCCAAAAGACGAUGAACAUACUGCAAAAUGCUCAAAAAUAAAACUUUCCUUCGAAUAUAGCAAUGCGGCUUACAAUUACAAACACACACUUCCGUUCUGUUCUGGUAACAAUGUUCCAAAAAACAUUGAUCAAGUAAUACAGCUUUACUCAUUGCAUUGCCCUAUGGACAAAGGUUUUCCAACAUCAGAACUAUGGAUGGUCUUUCUUUCUGAACAAUUAACAAGACCCUACACUUUUUUGUAUUGCAUGGAAAAACUGUCGCUUCCUAAAUCACAAAUAAUGACAAUUCACGUUAUUGGUUCGAACUUCAAGGAAAUGGAAAACGUGCAAUUGUGGCAAAAUUUACUCUGGAAUGAUAAAUCUCUUAAGGAGCUCAACAUUGUUUUCAUCGGCCCAACACUUAAGACCAAUUUUUUCGAAAUUGUCUGCCCUAACGAAGAUACAAAGAUACCACGCAAACUGAAAAUUUACUGCGAAGGACUCGUAUAUCACGAUUUCGCCAUAGACCAAUCUUUCACAAUACCUGAUUACGUGAUUGGAUUCAACUUGGGAUUCUGCGCGUUUCCUCCUGAAGAUGACACUUGGGCUCUAACUAUCAAAUUUUUGACUGAUCUGGCUUGUCCUGUUUGUAUAACAUCAUACGCCGCCUUUGAAAUGGAAUUGGACCAAAACAGAAUUGAGUUAUUUCUCAAUGAUGAAGUCAAACCUUUGUGGUAUGGAAAGAAUCCGUUUUCUGGCUUGGCACCUAUCAGAAACUAUGAGGUUGAUGAGUUCGCUUAUAACAAUCAGUAUUUGACCAUUUAUGAAAAAUUGGCUUAAAUAUUUAUUUUCGAAUUCAGAUCCGUCCGAUAUCUUAAUUUACAAACGAAGCAGUUUAUCAAAUAAAGAGAAUUCAACAAUCGAACAUUUGUUCGUUAGUUGGCAAAGAAAGUUUCAAUGUUUCAAAUAGGCAUAUUUUAUGUUGUAAAUGUUCAAGGGAACAAUUUUUUCUUUCAUCAGUACAAACAUUUUUCGCUGAUCUUUUUUGUUUUAUCAGUGCGAAAGCUUCGUCCACUGAGAUCGGUUUGUAUACCCUAAACAGUCAAACUCCUGAAGGGUUUGAUAAGAAUUGAAUAAGAAUAAUUGAAGCUGCGUAUCAAUCUACUUCAUUACAUAUUAUACUUUAUUUUAAGUUUUUCGUAAUAUUUUCAAACCUUGCAUUUGUAUCUGUACUCUAUUCAAUUUGAAUGAUCUAUGGAAAAAUAUACUGUAUGCGUUAAUUUGUUUUACGAACGAAACUUGGGGAAAUAUUUGUUGAAAAAGUUUAUUGAAAAAUCUUCAGUCAAUAAUUUUUCACUAUGGUUGAUGUCAUCAA